CGGAAGACGGAAGAAGAUUCUGGAAGUAGCUGGAGACUCAGACACAUUAUAUAGUAUACAGGGUCAGGUGGGGAGAAGUAGAAGAACAGAAUUACUGUGUGGAGAGAGGCAGCUCCCUGCUAGUGGCUGUAGAAGGCAGACAUUGCUGUAACCGCCAUCUGUACCACACACCAGAUUACUCGUUAACAUGGCAGAUGGAGGGCAUGAAGGUAGAAGGCAGCACCCGCAAAAUCUCCAGGGUCUGCUUCACAUGGCCAUAGAGGCUGGAACAGAAUCCGGUGUCACAAACCAAGUGGAGUCGAUGUCAGAAGAGCGGAGACAAUGGCUUCAGGAAGCAAUGAGCAAAGCUUUUGCGGGUCAAGCAGAUGAGGUUCAGCAGAUGAAGGAUUGUAUUCAGGAGCUGACCAGCGAAACAGUCGGCGAGGAUGGAGAUGAGCGCAAAGAGCAAGCGUUGGAGCUACUGGCAGACCUGUGUGAAAACCUCGACAAUGCCGCAGAUUUCUGCAAGCUGGGAGGCAUGCACUUGCUGUUGAGUCGCUAUCUGAAUUGCCCAGAAGCCGAGCUCCGCUGGAGAGCUGCGGAUCUAAUCGGCAUUUGCAGUCAGAAUGUACCGUUUGUCCAGGAGACUGCGCUGAGCCUCGGAGCGGUCGAUAAACUCUUACAGCUGUUGGACCUUGACAAAAACGAAGUGGUCAGGGUAAAGGCGCUGUUUGCGAUUUCUUGCUUGGUGCGGGAACAAGACGCGGGCCUGCAGGAGUUUCUGAAGAUGGAUGGUUUCUCCGUGUUGAUGCGUGCCAUGCAAAGCGAUGUAUUGAAGCUGAAAGUAAAGUCUGCUUUCUUAUUGCAGAACUUACUGCUGAGCCAUCCAGAGCAGAAAGACACUUUAUGCUCCAUGGGAAUGAUACAGCAGCUGGUUUCCUUGCUUCGGACGGAGCACAGCCCUUUCCACGAACAUGUCUUAAGUGCCCUCUGCAGCCUGGUGACAGAUUACCCACGGGGUGUGACGGAAUGCCGGAUUCCAGAGCUGGCUCUUGAGGAGUUUCUUAAAGAGAGAUGUCAGAUGGUACAGAAGCAGGAAGAGUUUCAGGAAGAGCUAGAACAUUGUGAGCGUCUCUUAAAGAUCUGUUUCCAGAAUGUUCCAGAAGACCAUAAUAUGGACCGAUGAAGAAACAACACAAUUCUCAGAACAGCUUUCCUCACGAUGAGGCAAAAUUGCAAAGUUAACGAGGGGAUGCCGUUUGUGAGAUGAUGAAAUGUGGCUCACCUUAGAUUCGUGGAAUCUCUUGUUUCAGAUAUUUUUUUUAAUAAAUAUAUGUAUUUAUCAAAUGCACUUGACUUUUUUUUUUUUUACCUGUUUACAGUUUUCUGCAAUAGUAAAAUAAAACUUUUGGUCUGGUGAUUUA
This is a messenger RNA of Spea bombifrons (plains spadefoot toad), 1403 nucleotides long. It is a transcript of the gene HSPBP1, whose product is annotated as HSPA (Hsp70) binding protein 1. The coding region runs from base 188 to 1165 and encodes 325 amino acids. The record is from RefSeq and is a predicted model, not a curated record. The transcript is spliced from 8 exons. NCBI's taxonomy places the organism in Eukaryota, Metazoa, Chordata, Amphibia, Anura, Pelobatidae. Gene Ontology annotation, molecular function: protein binding.